AUAUGAUAUAAUAACAGCAUACCGGACAUGUACAUCCUUCGUUACGGAUUCAUUGGGAAAAGUCCUUAUAAUCGUCAACGAAUAGACCUUUCCAGGGUGUAAAUCAAACUUAGCAACUGACCAAUCAGAACAAUGCUAGGAAUACGCCCGCGUCUCACAACAUCCGGACAAUGUAGUUCCUUACCGAUUCUUUGUUGGAGCAUGUGUGGGAGAAGUCCUCGAACAGUUUAACGAAUUGGUGUAUCGCAGAGAGUCAUAUUCACGUCGCCACACAGUAAGCAAUUCGACGAGGUCAACCUAAUAAUAUUAGUAGAAAACGUUGGAUGAACGUUCCAAGAAAGAUGCGAAUAUGCGGCUUUACGUUAAUUAUAUGUAUUUUAAGCAUUCCUACGCAUACUGCGGCAGCAGAGAAUAUACUGAUCUUGCCGGGCAUGGAAACAGGCAGCCAUUUCCUCUUUAUGAAAAUCGUCGGAAAAGCGUUGCUUGACAGAGGGCAUUACGUGACAUUCAUCUUAGGAGAAGAUCAUGUAAAUGAUUUAAAUCAUGCUUUUUCGGUGCAACGCUUUACAACGAAUGUCACCGUUCAAACAUGGAAGACAUUUUGGAAUAAUCUUGCCAUUGCUAAUUCAAGAGGAGAGCAUAUUCAUCCGCUGUCUUACAACAAUUCGCAAAUGAAGACAUUGGUCUACGACGGUUGCCAUGCCAUUUUGAGAGAUAGUACAUUUAUGAACAAUUUGAAAACUAGUCCGACGAAUUAUAGCGUGAUAAUUGGUGAUAUUCUGAAUCCAUGUGCACCGAUAUUAUCUCUUUAUCUAUCGAUUCCUCUAGUUGAGGUUGCUACUGGAUCAAUCACAGCCAAUCUUGUGUACUUAUCAACCCAUACAGUCGAUGCCUCUUUCUUUCCCACUGAUAGCAGGCGCCCAACAGUUGCGCCAUUACAUAUCCAUCAACACGCUCUUAAAAGUACGCGUAUUUUAAUCGCUACGUUACACUAUCAGAGAGCGGUAUUAACGAAUUUCGAUAAUUUGAAAUCUAAAUACAAUAUUAGAUCAGAUAUUUCGAUCUAUACGGCCAUGUCUAGAGCAAAAUUAUGGCUGUUUAAUAUCGAUACUAGCUUAGAGGUUGGACGUCCAUCAAUGCCAAAUUCUGUUUUCGUUGGAGGCAUAACGGCGAAGGAGCCAAAAUCGUUACCAAAGGAUAUGGAGAAAUUUAUGCUAAAUUCAGGAGACAAAGGAGUUGUUGUGGUCUCCCUCGGGUCAUAUUUCAAUGACAUGGACAAACAAAUCUCGGACAUAUGGGCAUCUGCUUUUGGACGACUUGAUCAAAAAGUUUUUUGGAGUUACUCGGGUACGCCACCAUCCACACUGGGUGAUAAUACGUUAUUAGUUAAAUCCAUACCACAGAAUGAUAUUUUAGGUCAUUACAAGACAAAGUUAUUUGUGACGCACGCAGGGUUGAACGGAGUUUACGAAGCUAUAUACCACGCGGUACCAAUGGUCUGUAUUCCGUUCAGUGGCGACCAAUUCAACAACGCAAAACGAGUCACCAUGAGAGAUCUUGGAAUACGUAUAGAAGCUCACGGUCUGACGUCAGACAUUCUUUAUAAUGCAAUGAUAGAGGUACUAGAGAACCCAAAGUACAAGAUUGAGAUACGAUAUAGGUCUGAGAUUCUCAAAGGUAAAAACAUGCCAGCACCACAGAGGGCGGCCUUCUGGAUCGAGCAUGUUGCCAAACAGGGAUACAACGACGAAAAUGAAUCAGCAUUACAUAAUUUAUGGGAUAAAUACAUGCUGAGUUUAUGGCUGAGGCUGGUUUUCAUAGUAAUACUUGUUGUGAUUGCCACUCUGUUUAUUAUAAAGUGUUUUAUAAUGUCUUGUAGACGGGUGUAUAGAUACAAUAUAUUCCGAAGUCUGCGAAGAAGACUGGCUGCAAGACGAGCUAUUAAGUAUUCUCCAUGAACAAAGAAUGAGCCGCACAUAAACCCAAAUGUUUUUAUACAAAUGAUUAUUCUGAUUUGUUUUAUUCGAUAAAAAAAUUGGAAAUCCAUGUCACGUUACACUUCUAAAACAUUGACAUCAUAUAGGAUUAAUAGUUUACAUUUAACUUUAAUCGGAAUAACGUCACCUACGGCAUUUUUCGUUUUGUUUAACGGGUAUACACAAUAGGCCUUUAUCAAUAAUAACUAUAUUACCAAAACAAAAAUUGUUUAUUAUGUGGUAUCUAAAUAGAGGAGAAAAAAAAAAUCAGUUUAAAGUUGGAAAGGUAAACAGCAAAAUACAGUAAUUUUAAAGAGAAAAGGCAGACUACGCCCCAUGUCUUUCUAAAUAAAUUAUAAAAUUUAACAAAAUAUUAUAAACUACAAGCUUAAAAACGUUUAACCUUUGUAUUUAAUAUUAAUUGAUUUGUAAGUUUAAUUAUGCAUAACCAUAGAAAACACAAUACUAACAGAUAGAUAAAUAAGAACCAGUUCCGCAUGGCUCUCAACUGAAAGGGAGCUUUAAUUUGUAGUUAUGUCCUAUGUAAUUAUUUUUUCAUAAUCAUGUAAAAAGCUAUUUAUUAUUUCAUACGGGCAUCAUCAUCGUUUUUUUUUUUUUUUAUCUUUUAAAUGCCAUAUUUUCAUUGUUUUGUCCAUUAUGAGGCUGCUUAACAGACACUUCCUUAUUUAUUACUUUCUUCAGUAUUAGGCUGCACAUCUAGGCCUAUUUCAUUGUAGUUUAAGCAGGUUUAUUUUUCCUAUGCAAGCAACAGAGGCUACAUUCAGACUUGGAGAUAAUCCGGGCUUGAGUUAAGCCCGGCUUAACUUUGCCGGGCGUUCAGAUUAGCGGGAUUAGCCAGGCGCGAGAAUUUGCAUAAAAAUGAACCGUGUUUCAAAACAUUGCUCGCGAAACGUACGCUAGCUCACAGCGUACAUAAUUGAAUGCUGAUUUGUCAUGUUGUUACCCGAAGUCAAUUCAAGACCCCCCGCAGCGAUUAAAGUCCGGCUUAGAAAAGGUGGCACGCCAGGCCUAGUUACUAUAGGAACACAGCUUGGCUUGAGAUAAGCCACCUAGUUGAGACUGGCAGGUGGAUAAACCCGGUGAGUUGAGCCGGGUUUAUCCACUAGUCUGAACUAGGCAUGCCAGAGUUAAGUCCGGGCAUUCACUGCAUUCCAUAAAAAACGUACGCGCGCGCAACUGAUCGUAAGUAAAACUCUUCAUGAACCAUUCGUUUUUAGCAAUAAUGUUUCUAUACCACGCUAUUUCAUUAUAAAUUUCUAGUGAUCACAGUGCACACUUAGAAUAUGGCUUCGUUAUUGCAAUACUGUAUUAUGUUUUAAAUCUUGCCGAUUAUCUAGGCCAAACUAGAGUACUGAUGAUAAAUAUUUUAAGAAUAUUAUGCCGUUACGUAAAUUCGUAUGCACUCGACACAAGCUAUAUAUAUUUUGUAAAUGAAAAGUUUAAUAAUAACGUAAAUAAUUAAAAUAUCUGUACUAAGGAACAAUUGAUAAAUUUAGCAAAAUUAUUAGACUGGUAUUACAGUACCCAGAGUACCAUAGUGUGUUAAACACUUUACUACUGUACGUGUUAAUCACUGGUGCUUUUAAGUUACUAAAAGAAACUACAAAAACGACAACAAUAACUGAUAUUUGAUAAGUUAAGCUAAUUUGUUGUAGGCCAACAUUAACGCAUGAGCUUUGCUCUUGGACAUUAUGAAGCAUUCAUCAGCGACUUAAAAUUGCUUCUUAUAGCCUACAACUUCAACAUCUAUUUAUUUUUAGUUUAGCAUAAAAAUAAUAUUUAUUUAUCAACAAACUAGUGU
This is a messenger RNA of Anneissia japonica, 3798 nucleotides long. Its product is annotated as UDP-glucuronosyltransferase 1-2-like. The transcript is spliced from 5 exons. NCBI's taxonomy places the organism in Eukaryota, Metazoa, Echinodermata, Crinoidea, Comatulida, Comatulidae. Gene Ontology annotation, molecular function: UDP-glycosyltransferase activity. The record is from RefSeq and is a predicted model, not a curated record. Bases 324 to 1958 code for a protein of 544 amino acids.